AUCGGUGAUAAAAAACAAAAACGGAGUCUAUUGCAGUGUUGGACCUGUUGGUAGUUCAUCGGUGUCACAAGAGAGUGCGGGAGAUGUGAACUCAGUGGUGCGAACGAAUCAUAUCUCCGACCGAUGAUGUCCGACCUAACGCAGACUUGAAAAAAAGGAUAUUACCAAGAUCGAAAGACCCAUCCCUCCCUUCUGCAACUGCCAAAAUAUAGGAUAAAUAUGGAACAAUCUUCGCCGGAAAGGUUGAUAUUGGUAGAUCGGGAACCGACGGGAAUCGCCUUCGUGACGAUCAACCGUCCGAAAUCCCUCAAUUCGCUCACGAGAUCGAUGAUUGCGGAUCUGGCAAGGGCUUUCAAGAGCUUGGACCAGGAUGACUCAGUGCGGGUAAUUGUCUUGUCGGGGUCUGGGAGGGCGUUCUGCUCCGGGGUGGAUUUGACGGCUGCAAAUGACGUCUUUAAGGGAGAUGUGAAGGACGUCGAAAUUGAUGCAGUGUAUCAGAUGGAGAACUGUCAGAAACCGAUCAUCGGUGCCAUUUCCGGUUUCGCCGUUACCGCGGGAUUCGAGAUUGCCCUCGCCUGCGACAUUUUGAUCGCUGCAAAAGGAGCCAAAUUCAUCGAUACUCAUGCCAAGUUUGGUAUAUUUCCUUCGUGGGGUCUUUCUCAGAAAUUGUCACGCAUGAUAGGACCAAACAAAGCUCGUGAAGUGUCUCUAACAGCCAUGCCCAUAAGUGCAGAAAUGGCAGAGAGGUGGGGGCUGGUGAACCAUGUAGUUGAAGGAAGUGAAUUGUUAAACAAAGCACGGGAAGUUGCAGAAAACAUAAUAAAAAACAAUCAGGACUUGGUUUUGAGGUACAAGGCAGUCAUAAAUGAUGGCCUCAAACUAGACUUGGGUCAUGCACUUUCACUAGAGAAGGAAAGAGCUCAUAGCUAUUACGAUGGAAUGACUAAGGAGCAGUUUGAGGAAAUGCAGAAAUUUAUAGCUGGUAGGAGUUCAAAGAAACCUUCUUCCAAGAUGUAGGUCUACUAAUUUACUUGUUUUUCUUAUUUUCAUGAGAGAGAGAUAGAGAGAAGACAUAAAAAAGUAUACUGAAUUUUCGUGGAAUAACUAAACUUGAAAUGGCCCUAAAUACGCAAAGCUCUUGAAGUGCUUUCUUCUUUCCUCUCUCUCUCUCAAUUAUGGCAUAUGAUUGCUUCAGAACAAAAUAAAGUGUACUAUUUUAAUUGUUGUUACAA
This is a messenger RNA of Nelumbo nucifera (sacred lotus), 1232 nucleotides long. RefSeq names its product enoyl-CoA hydratase/isomerase A (gene ECHIA). Gene Ontology annotation, cellular component: peroxisome. The record is from RefSeq and is a predicted model, not a curated record. Lineage: Eukaryota; Viridiplantae; Streptophyta; Magnoliopsida; Proteales; Nelumbonaceae.